GGGGCGCGGCGCGGCGCAGGAAGGGAAACAUUUCCCCGGGAAAAGCGCACGUGUGCCCCGCGGCUCCCAGCCAUGAGCCGGCUGCGGGCGGCGGCCGCCCGGGGGCUGCGGCGGCAGCGGCGGGGAAGCGGCAGCGCGGCCCCAAAUGGGAGGAGCAGCAGUAAGGGCGCGUCGCUCCGUGAAGGGGCUCCCGCUCGACCACAUGCACUGCAUCUCUUCCGUGACCCCGUCGAGAUCGAUGCCCUACGUGGCCGCCUGCUCGCCUGGUAUGACAAAAGCCGGCGGGACCUUCCCUGGAGGACGCUGGCUGCAGCUGAGCUGGAUGCUGACAGGCGGGCAUAUGCAGUGUGGGUGUCUGAGAUCAUGCUUCAGCAGACACAAGUGGCUACGGUGAUUGACUACUACAACCGCUGGAUGCAGAAGUGGCCAACACUGCAGGCUCUGGCAGCGGCAUCGCUGGAGGAGGUGAAUGAGCUGUGGGCAGGACUCGGCUACUACUCACGAGGAAAGCGCCUGCAGGAGGCAGCAAGGAAGGUGGUGUCAGAGCUGGCCGGCCGCAUGCCCAGAACAGCUGAGGACCUGCAGAGGCUGCUGCCAGGAGUGGGUCGAUACACAGCAGGAGCCAUCGCUUCCAUCUCAUUUGGGCAGGCUACUGGUGUUGUGGAUGGGAAUGUGAUCCGCGUGCUGUGCCGCCUGCGGUGCAUCGGUGCUGACACCAGCAGCCUGGCUGUCAUUGACUGCCUCUGGGAUAUGGCCAACACCCUGGUGGAUAGGAGCCGCCCAGGGGACUUCAACCAAGCUCUGAUGGAGCUGGGGGCAACUGUAUGCACACCCAAAUCCCCACUGUGCAGGGAGUGCCCAGUGAAGGAGCACUGCCAUGCCUGGCGUAGGGUGGAGAAGGAGCUGGCCUCUGCCUCUCAGAAGCUGUUUGGAAAGACCACCCUGGUGCCUGAUGUUGAGGACUGUGGGCCUGGGGGCUGUCCGUUGUGCCUUCCUGCUGCCGAGCCAUGGGACAGCAGCCUGGGGGUCACCAACUUCCCCCGCAAAGCAGCAAAGAAGCAGCCACGAGUGGAGUGGACGGCCACAUGUGUGCUGGAGCGGAGGGGCCGCCUUGGGGCCCCUGAGUACCUCAUCGUGCAGAGACCCAGCUCAGGGCUCCUGGCUGGGCUCUGGGAGUUCCCCAGCCUCCCACUGGCUCCGGGCCUGCAGGAAGAGCAGCAGAAGGAGGUGCUGGCUGACCACCUGAGGGCAUGGACAAGGCAGCCUGUGCAGACACAGCGUUUGUGCUUCAUCGGAGAGGUUGUCCACAUCUUCUCUCACAUUCACCAGACGUAUGUGGUCUACUCACUGUGCCUGGAUGGGGAUGUGGCCCUGGAUGCUGCCUCGUCCUCAUCCCGCUGGGUGACAGAGGAGGAAUUCCGUGCCUCGGCUGUGUCCACUGCCAUGAAGAAGGUGCUGAAGGCACGGGAGACUCAGCGUGGGGCGCAGAGCGGCCGUGCAAAGGGCUCCAAGCGGAAGCGGGAGUCCAAGCUGGGGGCAGCAGGCAGCACCCCCACAGGGAUGCAGCUCUCCUUGCGUGCCUUCCUCCGGGCACAGCCCCCUCCGUGAUGGAACCUUUGGCAGCUGACACCAGCAGAUCCUGUGCUGCGGUGAGUCCUGCACAGGGCAGCUGCAGGUCCCCCCGUGGCCCUAUAGCGAUCACUGUGCCUUCUUCCAGCCCCACAGCCAUCAGCACAUCACCCCCUUCCCCAGUGCACCUGUGGACGCAUGCUGUACAAAGGGCUGGUGCAGUGCUGAAUGCGACCCAGAGCUGAGCUCACUCCCCUGCCCUGGGCAUGGGGUUACUCAGCCUGGCCAUGGGGUUUCUCUGGCAGCAAGAGGGAUGUGGCCACGUUCCUAUUAUUCACACGUGCCUGAGCAUCGGCCAGUAGUCAGUGACUCUGGUGCUGUUGUACCCUCACGUCCAUAUUCCCAUAGCCCUUUUAAUGUUUCUUUUUGCUGAACGUGAGCCAUGGCUUUUUUAAUAAAUCUCCUAAGGGUC
Molecule: messenger RNA, 2041 nt
Organism: Gallus gallus (chicken)
Lineage: Eukaryota; Metazoa; Chordata; Aves; Galliformes; Phasianidae
Gene: MUTYH
Product: mutY DNA glycosylase
Exons: 15
Coding region: 73-1608 (511 amino acids)
Biological process (GO): base-excision repair; mismatch repair
Cellular component (GO): nucleus
Molecular function (GO): oxidized purine DNA binding; adenine/guanine mispair binding; 8-oxo-7,8-dihydroguanine DNA N-glycosylase activity
Source: RefSeq, a predicted model, not a curated record